AUGCCUUCUGCCAGCCAUAUACCCCUGCUAAACCCCAAUGCUACUCCCUUCCAGCCUCGAAGGUCCCGGGGCUCCCAAAGAACAACCAACUGCAACAACCUCAAACUGUUCGUCACGAGCCUCAACAUCGGGUUUUUGAAUAUCUGCAGCCUGCGCUACAAGCUGCAUGCACUGGACAGCCUUGCCCACCAGCACAACUGGGACGUCGUUGGCGUUGCUGAGACCUGGCUGGAUAGUACAAUCUCGGAUGGCGAAAUUUGUAUUCCCGGCUACAGUGUUGUUCGCUGUGACCGGCCCGAUCGCCAGGGUGGGGGCACAUGCCUCUAUUACAAGACAUCACUCCCAGUUACCUAUCGUUCUGAUCUGCACAAUAGCCACCUGGAGGCUUCCUGGAUAGCUAUUGGCGGAGGGCAACACCAGCACCUCGUUGGCUGCCUCUAUCGCCCACCAAAUGCAACUGCUGAUUUCUGGGGCCACCUGGACACAGUCCUCCACAAUGCUGCCACGAUCACGCCAUCAAUGACACUGGUGGGUGACUUUAAUAUCAAUCUGGCUCAAUGCAUGAGCAGUCGUCCUCACCAGCGCUUCUGGGACCUUAUCGGAUCGUAUGGGCUCCGCAACUAUGUUCAGUCUGCCACACGAGUCACACCCCGAUGUCCGGAUGGAACGCUGCUUGAUUUAGUGCUCUCCACCGUGGGUACUAUAAGUCAUUGUGAAGUUGUACCCUGCACGAUCAGCGAUCACUUCCUUGUGCAUGCAAGUCUGUCUCUACCCUCCUCGCAACACCAACUGCAGCGGAAAUCAGUGCGCCCCACCCGCAAGAUCCGUGCCAUUAACGUUGCAACAUUUCGUGAAGAUAUUGCCUCGUGCAGCCUCCACUCCUUUCCCCCUGCUGCAACUGUAGACGAGAUGUGGAAUGGCUGGCAUGCCAAGUUUAUGUCGGUUCUCGAAAGUCACGCUCCCCUGUGUGAAGUCAGAAUCUCCACCAGGAGGACUCCCCCGCCAUGGUCCGACCGUGAUCUAUUCCAACUGAACAUGCGCAAGAAUAUACUUCACCGAAAGUGGCUACGAGAUAAGACUAACGUGCAUCUACAUGAGGAGUACAAGCGAGCCCGUGCAGAAGCCUCAAAUGCUUACCGGCGAAAACGCAAUCAGCAUUUCCAACAGCAGUGUCGUGAUCACUCCUCCAACCUGCGGAAGAUGUGGUCCGUGAUCAACUCUGUCACUAGCCGUUCUCGUCAACAUCAUCAGCCAACGUGCGACAUCACAGAAGUCUCGGAUGCCUUCCACAGCAUUGUACAUGAUCCGUCCCGUCCGGCGCAGCUCCAGAUUCCCAUUGGUCCACAGCCGCAAGGCUCAAUGCUGACCUUCCAGUCAACCACCCCAGAUGAGGUCAAGCACCUCCUGGAACGGAUAAAUCCUUGCAAAGCCACAGGCAGUGAUGGGAUUCCUGGGUGUCUGCUACGUGCUUGCGCUGACCUGUUGGCUCCAUCGCUUUCAGUGCUCUUCAGCUCAUCGCUGAGGCAUGGUGAAGUCCCUCUGGCUUUCAAACAUGCUGUAAUAAGCCCUCUCUUCAAAGCUGGCGAUCCAUCGGUAGCUGCAAAUUAUCGUCCUGUGUCGCUCCUGCCGAUCGUAUCCAAACUACUCGAGAAGAUAGUCCAGAAGCAACUUGUUGCACAUCUGGAGCGAUCAUGUGCCAUACCACCGACUCAGUUUGCCUUCCGCCGUGAGCACUCCACAGAGGACGCCCUAGUUGUAGCAACAGAUGCCAUCUUAAAGGCCCGGGACGAUAAGUUGACCACAGGCGUCUGCCUAAUCGACAUGUCAAAAGCCUUUGACAAGGCUAUGAUGAAGCAUCUUCUAAACAAUCCAGAGCUGCAUAAGGUCGUGGAUAUGCUGAAAUCAAGUCAAAGUCUAAACGCCACUGUCAAGCAUUCUCGAAACAUCAUAGAAAAGUGCAACCUGAAGCAAGUGUCCUCUCAGCUUUACUGCGGACACUCCAGUAGCACCAAUGAUUGCAAGUUACUAGUUGUGUCCAAGAUGCUCUUGUUCUUCACGACACAUCCUCAGAGACCAAAUCAAACCUCAAUGGACUCCAAAGUGGACUUAGUGCUAGACAAUCCGUGA
Messenger RNA from Sycon ciliatum, 2127 nucleotides. RefSeq lists its product as uncharacterized. Bases 1 to 2127 code for a protein of 708 amino acids. The transcript has 3 exons. NCBI's taxonomy places the organism in Eukaryota, Metazoa, Porifera, Calcarea, Leucosolenida, Sycettidae. Gene Ontology annotation, molecular function: catalytic activity. The record is from RefSeq and is a predicted model, not a curated record.